ACGGGUAGGAAGGCGUGAAGGAAGAAGAAACCAAGUCUUCGAAACUGUGACGAUAACAGCUCGGUAUUUAGCAGCCGAUUAAUUUUUCAAUCAUAUUCAUUUUCUAUUUGUAGAAAUUUUGCAGCGCUUUGUUAAGCAUCUCUCAUAAGUGAAGAGUCGCUGUUUUACUACUGCUGGAACUCCAAAAUAACAGGAAGAGGUGCACACAGGGCAAUACAACAAUAAAACCUCCCAAAACAAAAGUGAAGAAUUUAAUCAGGCAUAAUGACGGAAGAUUCCUCUGCUGACUUGGAUUUCUCUAAAGCUUUGGAGAGAGUAGGAGAACAUGACCCAAACGCAGCUGCUGCAAAGGCUAAGGAGCAAUUGGACAGUCUCAACAGUGUCACUCUGAAUAUUGCAGUGACUGGAGAAACAGGAGCAGGAAAAUCUGCCUUCAUUAAUGCAUUUCGAGGUCUGGAUGAUGAUGAUGACAAUUCUGCACCAACAGGAAUAACCGAAACAACAACAGAAGCUACCAUGUACACCCAUCCCACAAAGCCAAACGUCAGACUGUGGGACCUGCCAGGGAUUGGCACGCCUAAUUUCAAGGCUAACAAAUUCCUCAAGCAGGUGAAAUUUGAGACGUAUGAUUUAUUUCUCAUCAUUUCCUCAGAGAGGUUCAAGGAAAAUGAUGUAUUUCUGGCCAAGGAGAUUCAAAAAGAGCAGAAGAAGUUUUAUUUUGUCCGAACCAAGAUUGAUAAUGACAUUCGGUCGGUGGCGAAGACAAAGAAUUUUGAUGAGCAUCAGGUACUUUGCACGAUUAGAGAGAACUGCCACAGAAAUCUGAAGGAGCUAGGAGACCCCAAGGUGUUUCUGAUAUCCUCGUAUGACUUGGGAAAAUAUGACUUCAAAGACCUGGUAGAUACCCUAGAGUCAGAGCUUUCAGAAAACAAGAGAUUUGCUCUGAUCCAGUCUGUGCCUGUGUGCUCUUUGGCUAUGUUAGAGAAAAAAAAAGAGGUUAUGGAGAAGUUUAUUUGGCUUGCAGCACUGAGCUCAGGUCUGGGUGCCAUUAUCCCAGUUCCUGUAUUAUCUCUGGCCAUUGACAAGACGGUAUUGAUGACCUUUCUCAUAAGUUGUCAUAAUGCUUUGGGUUUGAAUGAGGAAUCACUCAUCAAACUGUCAGAGAGAAUGAACAAGCCACUCUCACAGCUGAAAUCAGCUAUAAAGUCUCCUUUAGCAUUAGCAGUGGUGGACAAACUGGCUAUUAGGCCUCGUACAACUAUGACAAAACCUGUGAAAUGCUUAGAUGAUCUGCUUGAUGCUAAAUUUAUUGCAACCAGUGUUAUGAAUGCAUCUGAGGCCUUCAAAACAACAUACACUGUCUUGCAUGGAGCACUAAAUGACAUGAUAAAUGACAUGAGACAGGUUCUUCAAGCUGCAGGUUUGAAUGAAUAAAAUCAAGCUGGUUAGAGCAAAGAGAUAUCAAAACUGACAUCUGCACUGGGCAACUUGAAAUGGAGAGUUAAAUGGUUGGAAAGAAAUGUUAUACUGAAUGCGAUCCAGUUAUGUUCUUCAUAUUUUAUAAUUGUGCAUGUUAAAUAGAAUGGAAUACAUAUAAUACGCAUUUAGUCCACAAACUUGGUAAAAUGUGUGACUGUGUGACUUUGUACUGUUUACAGAUUUGUGGGAAUCUGGUGGUUUGUGCAAAAAAUUUAUUAUACUGUUGUGGGACUAUUUACCUCAUUGAAUGUUUAACUUGUUUUACUAUACAAUGACUUUAGAUCAAAGGGUCAGAGCCUCUUUUACCAUUUACUAAACAAAAUACCUUUUCAGUAUAUUCUGCAUUUUUUAUGUUAAUUUGUUUUAUCAAUAUUGUUAAUGAAAUUACAUUUACUGAAACAAAGGACAUUGUGGCAGGUGCUGACUUUCAGGAUUUACUGGUCAUACAUGUAUUGAUUUGCAUUUAUUAUUGAAAAUGUAAGUGUGGUUU
Molecule: messenger RNA, 1969 nt
Organism: Labeo rohita (rohu)
Lineage: Eukaryota; Metazoa; Chordata; Actinopteri; Cypriniformes; Cyprinidae
Gene: irge4
Product: immunity-related GTPase family, e4
Exons: 3
Coding region: 265-1434 (389 amino acids)
Cellular component (GO): membrane
Molecular function (GO): GTP binding
Source: RefSeq, a predicted model, not a curated record